AUGGCAACACAAAAUGAGGAUUUGCAUGUCUCCGACAACACCACACAACAGGUAACUCCACAUCAUGAAGAGCGUCCAGACUACUCCAAUGUUAUGAAUGCCACACAGGAACCGUUGAUUGAACAAGAUGAGUUUCAGCAUGGCAUAGUCGGAGUGGGAGUUGAUAAUGAGACAAAUGAGCUCUUGAAUCUCUAUGAGGCUUAUGUAAAGGAGAAAGAGGCCGAAACAGAACCUACAGUUGUACAAGGAGGGACCACCUUUGGAAGUACUGAACAUUCAACACCUGAUUCUGAACGAGUUCCACAUAAUGAAGAUGAGGAGCGUAAUGUAUUUGAAUCUGAGCACCAGAGGAGAAGAAUAUCAUGUGAUACAGUUUAUUCAUGUGAGCAUUUGUCGACACAUAGUGGAAAGAAGCCAUAUGGUUGUGAUGUAUGUAGCAAAUGUUUUAACAGAAAAUCAACAUUGAAAAAGCAUUUGUUGAUACAUGCUGAUGAUAAGUCGUAUUAA
Messenger RNA from Galleria mellonella (greater wax moth), 507 nucleotides. RefSeq names its product zinc finger protein 493-like. The record is from RefSeq and is a predicted model, not a curated record. The transcript has 2 exons. NCBI's taxonomy places the organism in Eukaryota, Metazoa, Arthropoda, Insecta, Lepidoptera, Pyralidae. The coding region runs from base 1 to 507 and encodes 168 amino acids.